AUGGCUGGUAGAAACGAUGCUGCAAUUGCUGCUGCUUUGGAGGCUAUGGCGCAGGCUUUGGCAAAUCAGCCAAAUGCUGAUGAGAAUGCAGGAUCUCGCAGUUUAGCAACCUUCCAGAGAGAGAAUCCGCCGGUCUUCAAAGGCAAGCAUGACCCUGAUGGUGCAUUGGAGUGGUUGAAGGAGAUUGAGAGGAUAUUCCGUGUGAUGGACUGCACUCAGGCGCAAAAGGUUCGGUAUGGAACUCAUAUGCUGGCAGUCGAAGCUGAUGACUGGUGGUUAGAGACUCGUCAGAGAUUGGAAGUUGCUGGUGAAGAGAUCACUUGGAUUGUUUUCCGCAGAGAGUUUCUGAGGAAGUAUUAUCCUGAAGAUGUUCGGGGUAAGAAGGAAAUUGAGUUCCUUGAGCUAAAACAGGGGAAUAUGUCAGUGACAGAGUAUGCUGCAAAGUUCACUGAGUUGGCUAAGUUCUACCCGUACUAUGAAGGAGCAGGUGCUGAAUUUUCAAAGUGCAUCAAGUUUGAGAAUGGGUUGCGCUCAGAGAUCAAGAAAGCUGUUGGAUAUCAGAAGAUCCGUAUCUUUGUUGAUUUGGUUGAUAGUUGCCGGAUUUAUGAGGAGGAUAGUAAGGCUCACUACAAGAUCAUAAGUGAGAGAAGAGGUAAGCAACAUCAGAACCGUGGGAAGCCUUACAACACCCCAACUGAUAAGGGAAAGAAUAACGCAGUUGAUGCAAAGAAGCCAAGUGGGGGAGGAGCUCCUACCUCGGUCCAAUGCUACAGGUGUGGUGUGAUUGGUCAUCGUGCCAAUGAGUGUCCUAGUGUUGAAAAGAAAUGUUACAAGUGUGGAAAAACGGGACAUCUCCUGGCUGACUGUAAAAGUAAUAUCGUGACUUGCUACAACUGUGGGGAGGAAGGCCAUAUUAGCACUAAUUGUCAAAAAUCUAAGAAGGCUAAGUUUGGAGGAAAAGUCUUUGCUUUGACUGGUUCGCAGACCAACCAAGAGGGAUGA
Vicia villosa (hairy vetch) is the source of this 1002-nucleotide messenger RNA. RefSeq lists its product as uncharacterized. NCBI's taxonomy places the organism in Eukaryota, Viridiplantae, Streptophyta, Magnoliopsida, Fabales, Fabaceae. Gene Ontology annotation, molecular function: nucleic acid binding; zinc ion binding. The transcript has a single exon. Bases 1 to 1002 code for a protein of 333 amino acids. The record is from RefSeq and is a predicted model, not a curated record.